AAGGAUGGUUUCCCCGUUUGCCGAAGCGCCAGGCCGGCACCCAUUAGCGGCGUUUGACCGCAGCUUUACCAGCUGGGAGAGCAGGGAGAGGAGAAGAAACCAGGAGGGGAGAUUAAAGACCAGCGAGAGGUUUUCAUUGGCCAUCUGAAAAUUGCAGCUCGGUAAUUAAAGGCUUUAGGCAGCUCACAAAUAGCCCGGCUUUCUGCUGCCUCGCUCGUAUUGCGAGCUUGUCGCCGCUGCAGGGAGCUGGGAUUUAUACGUUGGCUGAAAAGGAGUUAAAGCAAAAGCCAUGCAGGGACCAAGGCCGGUAGUUCUGAGUGGCCCAUCGGGUGCAGGGAAGAGCACUUUGUUAAAGAAAUUGCUUAAAGAUUACGAGAACAUCUUCGGCUUCAGCGUCUCCCAUACCACGAGGGAGCCAAGACCCGGUGAAGUGAAUGGCAAAGAUUACCACUUUGUGACCAGAGAGGACAUGCAGAAAGAAAUCGAUGCUGGUGAAUUCAUCGAGCACGCAGAGUUCUCUGGAAAUAUGUACGGGACGAGUAAAGGUGCGGUGCAGGCUGUUCAAGCCCGGAACCAGAUCUGCGUCCUUGACAUCGACAUCCAGGGCGUGAAAAACAUCAAGAGGACAGACCUGAACCCCAUCUACAUCUUCAUCCAGCCUCCGUCCAUAGACAUCUUGGAAAAAAGACUACGUGACCGAAAGACUGAGACAGAAGAAAGUUUACUGAAGCGUUUGUCUGCAGCCCGUGUAGAUUUGGAACUCAGUAAAGAGCCUGGCCUGUUCGACUUGGUCAUUAUUAACGAUGAUUUAGAAAAAGCCUAUUCUGAAUUGAAGGAGAUGCUCCUGGAGGAAAUCAAGAAGACUGAAGAAUCCAGGAAGUCCUGAGCUGAGCCUGCGUGGACAUUUUAACUUUGCACAUCAUUCCCCAAGCACGUCACGCCCGUUUUAUUCCGCGAGACAUUCCCUUUAGGCGGAUCCUCCUCCCAGGUUACUCUAGGAUGUUUCUAUUAAAAGGAAAGAAAACCAAA
Messenger RNA from Tyto alba (common barn owl), 1029 nucleotides. RefSeq names its product guanylate kinase 1 (gene GUK1). Gene Ontology annotation, biological process: purine nucleotide metabolic process. The record is from RefSeq and is a predicted model, not a curated record. Gene Ontology annotation, cellular component: cytosol. The transcript is spliced from 8 exons. Bases 290 to 886 code for a protein of 198 amino acids. NCBI's taxonomy places the organism in Eukaryota, Metazoa, Chordata, Aves, Strigiformes, Tytonidae. Gene Ontology annotation, molecular function: GMP kinase activity.